This is a messenger RNA of Amyelois transitella, 2776 nucleotides long. RefSeq names its product EF-hand domain-containing family member C2. NCBI's taxonomy places the organism in Eukaryota, Metazoa, Arthropoda, Insecta, Lepidoptera, Pyralidae. The transcript is spliced from 16 exons. Bases 534 to 2714 code for a protein of 726 amino acids. The record is from RefSeq and is a predicted model, not a curated record. Gene Ontology annotation, biological process: regulation of neuron projection development. Gene Ontology annotation, cellular component: microtubule.
GAUUUAAAAACAUCUUUGCUUGAAGUGUAAUGCAGGUACCGCCAUGCAUACCAAAGUUUUAAAAACAUUACCUGAAGAUGCGAACUUUCUUAAAUAUACUUAUACUAGCUGUGCCCGCGACUUCGUCUGCGUGGAAUAGUUAUUUUGGGCAUCAUUAAAGGCCUCAAGGGUGAAUAAUUUUCCCUGUUUUUUUUUUCACUUUUUCCAUAAUUUCUUCGCUCCUAGAUAGUUGCAGCGUGAUGUCAUAUAGCCUAAAGCCUUCCUCGAUAAAUGGUCUAUUUAACACAAAAAUAAUUUUUCGAUUCGAACCAGUAGUUCCUGAGAUUAGCGCUUCAAACAAACAAACUCUUCAGCUUAUUAUAUUAGUAUAGAUUACCUCCGUGGGGUGCAGUUUCUUCGGUACUUUGUUACCAUGGCAACUAAUUUAAAUGUUGUUUAUUGUGGAAUAUGCUGUUAUUUUCAUUUCUUUCGAUCCUAGUAUUAUCUUGGUUUAUUUUUGAUUAUUGUUGUUUUUAUUAAUUUGAAUCAUCAUUAUGGCUAUAAGAAACCCAAGGCUGCCCCUUUUACCUGGCUAUGGAACAAAUACACUGAUAGGAAAGAAGAGCUUCGGCGUUCGCCCUGUGUUCACCAGCAUCGACAAGGUCAAUAUGCUUGUGGACAAGGCCGAGGAAGGGAACCGAGUCCCGUCCAUAUACUGCAGAAAGCAAGCGCCCGACCUGCCCACUUGGAUCAUGUAUGAUAAACAUAUAUUAAGAUUUGAAGCAUAUUUCCAACAAUCGCUACACGAGAUGAAAGUCGGAUCGAGCAUUCUGCGGAAAGUGUCGAUUUUCUUCUUUCUUGAAGAUGGCACUUUGAAGGUAGUGGAACCAAAAACUGAAAAUAGCGGCUUAUCACAAGGAACGCUUAUUAGUCGCCAAAGGAUAAGACUUCCAUUUUCUUAUGACAUGUAUUAUGAUGUACUGGAUUUAAAUGUCGGACGGGAAGUUACAUUCUUUGGAAAGGUUUUUAAGAUUGUGAGCUGUGAUAACUUUACAAGAGUAUUCCUUAACCGCCUCGGAAUUAAUGUGCCAGAUCCGAUUCCCUUUCCCGAUGCUGUCGAGCGAGCGCCUGAUACCAGAAAACCGCCAAAACAUAGACCAUUCAAACAAUUUUUGGAUUUCGACAGACAAGUUUUAAGGUUUUAUGGAUACUGGGAUGAUAGAGAUUCGGAAUUCGGCGUGUUGCAUCAUUUAGAGAUCCACUAUUUCUUGGCUGAUGACACUAUUGAAAUCAAAGAAGUUAUGCCAGCCAACUCUGGAAUGGAGGCGGGACCUAUGUUCUUGAAGAGAAUGCGGUUGCCAAAAAAAAUUCCUCCUCGUGUCGAAAUGACAGGCGGGCCAAAACCGCCGGCGUAUGGGCCCGCGGACCUGAGUAUUGGGGCCGUGGUGAAUGCUUUCGGCAGAAAUGUCGUGUUGACCGACUGUGACCCCUACACUAAGGAAUACUAUAGGAUCACGUAUGGUAUAGAUGCUUUCACGCCUCUGCCGAUCCCAGGAGAUGAAAAGGAAUGUGUGAGCACGAGCACGGCAGAUAGACAGCUGCCACCAUGGAACGGUUACGGUUCCUACGAAGACUCCGCCCAGAACUGUCGAACGGUAGAGCCCAAGGCACCGCAUGGCGAUUUCAUUAAGUUUCUUCAUAAAGACAGGGUUGGGUUUGACUCUCAUGUACUGAGAUUCGCCGCGCGCCUCAUCACAGACAACCCUGAGGACUCUCGCAGAUAUUUCAUCAUCAAGUACUUCUUGUCUGAUGACACGAUCGGAGUGUUCGAGUUGUGCGAACGCAAUUCUGGUUUUACGGGAGGAAAGUUCUUCCGUCGUACCAAAAUGUAUCUGCCAGAUGUUGAGUUCUUCGUGCCUAAGGAACCGCCAGCCUACACCGACCAGGACAUGUGGGUUGGCAACGAGUUGGUUAUCAACAAGCACCGGUUCCGAUUGGUAGCCGCUGAUGAGUACGCGCUGCGGUAUUUAGAGGUCAACCAGUAUCCAAUGGCCAACAUAACCCUGAUAAUGGAUAAAAUUCGACGCACCUUAGCGUCGGUGGAGAAUGGAUACAAGAACUUCGUGGCUAAGUACAUGGAGGCGGUGCUGCCCGACAAAAGAGAGCUCAUGUCCGUCAGGUGUUUCAAACAAGCAAUGAAGGAGAUAAUGUGUGAGAAGAUGACCGAACACGAGUUCCUGACGCUGAUCCGACAUUUCCGCGGAGACCCAGGCAUGGAGAAGAGCCCACGACGAGAAAUGAUUAGGUCUUUAGUAUUCACUGACCUAACGCGCGGUCUUUGGGACGACCGCGACAGACUUCGUGAGGGUCUUAUGCACGCGGACGAGGUCGGCACCGGCGUAUUGUCACAGCAUCGCCUGCGUCAGCUGCUGAGGGCUCAUCGCCUGCCCUUGAAUGGAGAUCUUAUGGACUGUAUGCUGUCAGUAUUGAAAAAGGAUGAAAAUUGCAACAUUCUUUAUGAAGAUUUGAUGGAUUUCCUAGACUUUAAGACUCGACCUGUGUGUAACCUCACAGAGGAAGACUAUCAGAAAGUUGUGCGACACGCUCCUCCUGUUAAGGAUACAGAGUGUAAGUUAUGGGCGGAGGCGGACAUGUUUAUACACGAUGGCUACGUAAAUUGGAACGCUUUCCUCUGCCAGCUCAACUUGGACCAUUUAGUCAAGGACCAGUCGUAGUCUAUAGAUCGAGUAAAACAUGGUAUGUAUAGCUUUAUAUUUUGGGUGCAAUAGUUUUGGUA